Colletotrichum spaethianum is the source of this 417-nucleotide messenger RNA. Its product is annotated as mediator of RNA polymerase II transcription subunit 21. Gene Ontology annotation, biological process: regulation of transcription by RNA polymerase II. The transcript has 3 exons. NCBI's taxonomy places the organism in Eukaryota, Fungi, Ascomycota, Sordariomycetes, Glomerellales, Glomerellaceae. Gene Ontology annotation, cellular component: mediator complex. The record is from RefSeq and is a predicted model, not a curated record. The coding region runs from base 1 to 417 and encodes 138 amino acids. Gene Ontology annotation, molecular function: transcription coregulator activity.
AUGGGCGAUAGACUCACUCAAUUGCAAGAUGCUGUGGACCAGCUGGCCCAGCAGUUCGUCGCGAGCUUCCACUUCGUCCACCGACGUCACGAUCUCGAGCUCCUAGGGCCCAACGAUAAGAUUAGAGAGGUUAAGCAAGACCCCGAACAGAAGGAGGUCGACCCCCUCCCGCCCGACGAGUUCAAGGAUGGCCUAGCUGAGCUGGCGCGCGACUUAAUUAUCAAGGAGCAACAGAUUGAGGUCCUCAUAUCCACUCUCCCAGGUCUAGACAGCAGCGAGGCCGACCAGGAGCGCUACAUUCGAGAGCUGGAGGACGAGCUGAAGGUCGCCGAGGCGCAAAGGCAAGAUGCGAUCAAGGAGAAGGACCAGAUCUUGGCAAAACUUGACGAGGUGAUCAGGAGUAUUCGACGGCCGUGA